AUGCCUCGCCUGGCACGGCACUUUGUGGAGCUCUUUGUCCCGGAGCCGGCGGAGGAGGAUGUCAAGAAGAUUUUCAUGGAAGUUUCCCGACAGAUACUGCAGGUAAACGGUGCCGGCGAUGGCCUUGUCGCUGCCUUCUCUGCUCACCAGGAAGGCUCGAGCUCUGCGCGCCGAUACAAAGUCGAGGACGCACUGGCGCUGGCCACCCUCCAUCUGUCGAAGCUGAUGAAGGAUGUCUUGCGACAACAUGCACCUGCGAGGUUGGGCAUAACGAGUCUCAGGGAUGUGGCUCGGCUACUGCAAGGCGUGGCUCGAGCAGCCCCGCAUCACUUUACUGAGAAGAUUCAACUCGCAAAGCUUUGGGCACAUGAGGCACUGCGGACCUUCGAAGACCGCAUCACUACAGAUGCAGGUCAGCGUCGCUUUCGGGAAGUUCUCUCACAGCAGCUGGAGACCUACUUCGGCAUGGAGCCAGCUUUGGAAGGCCUCUCCUUCCGCUUGGACACGAGCUCUGGUCGAUACGUCGACUCCGACUCCCAGGAAACCAGGCUUCUUGACAGCCUGACGGAGAUCUUGCAUGACCUGAAUGGGAAGACAGCCGAGAAAGGCGUUGCAAUACCGUUGCGGCCUUUCGGCGACCUCUUGCAGCAUGCGCUGCGGGUGGCUCGUGUGCUGCUGAUGCCUUCAGGCCAUAUGCUUUGCAUCGGUCCAACAAAUUCUGGCCGGAGGACAGCCUGCUUAGUCGGAGCCCGGCUAGCAAAUGCAGAAGCCACAGACGUGGUGUCAAAGCUGGCGCUGAGGCCUCCCGCAGAUAUCGAGGAAGAGUUCUUCGCCAUUCUCCGAAACAGCAUGAUCCGUGCAGCCACACUGGGUGAACGACAGCUGUUGGUACUUCAGCUGGUCAACGGCAUCAAGCCAUGGGAGGCUCUCCUGGAGCGCUUUCUGGACACUUUUCACACCAUCGCUCGCCACGGAGAUGUGCAAGGAGCCUGGACGUCAGAGCAGCAGGAGGUCGCCCUCAAAGCGCUGGCCAAUGAUGAGAACUUUCUGCAGGAAUCACAGCACUUCGGGCGCUGGCUGGCCUUCGUCCAAUUCUCACGCAAGGCGCUCCAUACAGUGCUCGUAGCGCAGGACACGGACUGGGCCGUUUCGCGUCCAGGGUACCUGAACUGCGUCCACGUCGAUUGCUAUGCGCCACUGGUAGAGGAGGCGUUGAUCGGUGUGGCAUCCAUGAUGACAGGUAUUGACCGCGACAUGUCGCACAAGGACUCCAACUUCAGCACUCUGCAGGUGGCAAAGGCGGUCUCCGCUUGCAAGGAGCAGAGCGACUUCGUGCACGGGAAUGAGCCCUUCUGCAUGAACAUUUGCUCGGCUUUGGACGGGCUUCCCGGCAUCUACGAGCUGGUGCCGAAGGUUGCGACUGGUCAUGUCCCGGCAAUGGGCGACUUCGUCGACCUUGUACAUGGCUUCGUUCUCAGCUGCACGGCUGCGAUUGCAAGAUCUCGAGCCUUGCGAGAGCGGCUGCUCCGCGUCAGUGAAUCGCUUCUGCAGGUCAUUCAUGUCGUUGAGGAGUUUCUGGGCCCAGUCAAGGAAUGGCUUGACAAGCGGCGCUUGCUGCGGGACGAGGCUGGCAAGCUGGCGCUGCAGAUCACCGAAGCGCAAGCCGAGGUCGGCCGGAAGCAGCUGGUCGUCGACCAGGACUCGGAAGCCGUGGACCUCUCGGAGCGGCGUCUUCGCCAUGCUGUAAAGGAAGUGGGCGAAAUUUCAUCAGAAAUUGACGAGGCGAUGUUCUCCUAUGAGGCCAGUGCCGAGUUGCUGGCAGGGGUCAUGACUCCAGCAAACAUCACCAUGCUCAACAACGCAGAGCAGGAGAGCUUCCUGAUCCAAGUCACGCUUGGAUGCCUUGCAAACGCCCUCGGUCUCCCAGACGAGCGGGGCAGAUGGAUUCUGCCCAAUGAUGGGUCCACGCCAGCCCUCAUCCGCCAGCUGGAUGUCGACACUGUUCCGAGGGAUGCUAUGGCCGAAAUGGACGGACUGGAUUUGAGUCAAGAUCCCGGCAAGACCGAAGACACAAAUCAGGCCAUUGCAAUCGCCGAGGUGAUUGCGACCUUUGGCCAAGCUCUGUCCCAGGUAUCCAGGCUCCGUCGUCGCCUGGGCCAAGUCGGAAAUGCCAAAUGGGAGGAGGAGACGACUCUGGAACAAGCACGAGCCAAGUUGCAAGAGUCGCGCGUGGUGUUGAGCCAGAGCCAAGACGAGCUGGACAACCUGAAGGCACUGCAAGGCCUAGCUCCCAAGCAACAGCUACAGAGCUUCCAAACUGGUGGGCUAGCACCACAAAACAACGAGGCGGUGUCCUCUGCCGCGGUGACCUUUGCAGAUUUGGAUGCUGUUCCUCGCUCGGAGUCACUCUCGGACAGUUUCAAGGUCUCUCUGGUUCGUCCAGAGGGGGAGCCGGCAAACUCUGGGCAGAAGACGAUCGUGGAACAAGCCAGCCAGCAGCUGCUCAGUGAUGAAGAGCGGCAAACUUUGGAUGACUACGAUGCCAUCUUCGAAAAAUACUCUCUCUUCUGCAAUGGCAGGUGGCUGGGUGUCCAGGUUCUCCAAGACUCCCAGGACCUCUUGUACUUGCAGCACAUAGUGUAUAUGAAGAAGCCUGAUGUCAUCAUCGAAACGGGCACGUACAAGGGUGGGCUGACAUACUUCUUUGCAACGAUCCUAGACUGGAUCCAGCGAGAGGAGGAGACGGACAGACCCAGCUACGUUCUGUCAGUGGAUCGACAUCAUCCCGACUUAGUUUUUGCUGCGAACUGGUUCUGCCCACCCUGCGCUGACUGCGUACGUAGCUACACAACGCCAGUUUGGGGACGGAAGGUCCGCUUCAUACAGGGCCUGGCUGAUUCCCAGGAUACAUUCCAGGAAGUUGCCGGCAAUUUACAUGACCUUGGCCUGUUAGAACCUCCCAAAGGCGACAUCAAGGAGUCGAAGACGAUUGUUGUAAACUUGGAUGCGAACCACGAGUUCGAUGGUCUGCUGAAGGAACUCGUGUAUUACGCGCCAUUCGUCACCAAGAACUCUUAUCUUAUCGUGCAGGAUGCCAAACUGGACAAGAUCUGGGGCGCCGCAGGUCCUACUGCCGCGAUGCAGGCUUUUCUGCGGCUCUGUCCUCCUGGUGAGUUCGUGGUCGAAGAUGAGCUUAAGUUCCAUGCCUAUUCCCAGCACAUCUACCUUCGAAGAGCUCAAGUGACAGUGCCUCACUCUCACUUCAUGCAAGCAGCCAUGAAGGUCGCGGCUGGCACCGCCUAG
Molecule: messenger RNA, 3303 nt
Organism: Symbiodinium sp. CCMP2456
Lineage: Eukaryota; Dinophyceae; Suessiales; Symbiodiniaceae
Source: the annotation of a GenBank genome assembly